AAUCAAGAUUUAUUUUAUUUUUACUGAGAUAAAAUUGAAUCUUCACUCUUAAGGUUGGUUACAUCAGAAAUGUAAGUGCUGUGUCAUUGUCAUUUCUUAUUUUGGCCCACAUAAACAGACUUCAGCAGACAUGCUCUCUGUGUCACAUGGUUAACAGUGGGAUGUCUCUAGUGUAGGUUAUUCUUCUAGGAGAAAAGAUUGGUCAAGAAAUGAGACAGGCUGGAAUCUGUUUAUAGAUCUGAAAUGCGUUCAGUCCUGAAAAUGAGUUCCCUGGCUAGCUCCUGCAUUUGCAGUGGUGCAGAAUGGCGGACCUCAGUCUCGCAGAUGCAUUAACAGAGCCGCCUCCAGAAAUUGAGGAAGAGAUAAAGCGGGACUUCAUUGCCACACUGGAGGCUGAGGCCUAUGAUGAUGUUGUGGGGGAAACAGUUGGAAAAACAGAAUAUAUUCCUCUCCUGGAUGUUGAUGAAAAAACUGGGAAUUCAGAGUCAAAGAAGAAACGCCCAGAUACCAGCCAGGUUGAAGGUACUCCGUCUUCCAAACCAACAGUCCUAGCCAAUGGUGAUCAUGGAAUAGAAGGGAUUAAUACUACAGGGACUCCAGCUGAAUUCCUUGAAGAGAAAAUGGCCUACCAAGAAUAUGAAAACAGCCAGAAUUGGCCAGAAGAUACAGACUUUUAUUUCCAGCCUCAGCAAGUGGUGAAUCCUAUCCAGCCUGGUAUGUUUUCCUAUGACAUGUUUGCUUCCACAGCUGUGGUACCUCAGGAGUGGUCUGUGGGAGCCCCAAGCUUUCCAUCAGAGUCCUUUGUUACCCCUGAAGUCCUUGCAGAGCCUUCACAGCCAACAGCUCUAGCCAAAGAAGUAGAAAUGCCAUCAAUAGAGGACCAGCCACCAACAAAAACAUUGGAAAUGAUUGAACAGAAGACCACUGCCAUGGUACCAUCUGGAAGAACUGAGGUGGUCCCAGAUAAGGAGAUGGAAUCAAGUACAGAAAUGGAGAUGGCAUUAGCUAAAGACAAGGAUGAACCCACCCAAUCAGAAGUGACACUGGCCAAGGAUAUGCUGUCAUCCAUCAAAUCAGAUCCAUUCCUGGCCCAAAACAUGGUACUACCCACAGAAACAGAAGCUGCUGCAGUGAAUGAUGUCCUGUUACUUGCAGAGACAGAUGUGUCUUCAGCCAAGAAAGUAUUAUUGCCUACAGAAACAGAGGUAGCCCCAGGAAAGGAUGGGAUACCAUUGAAAGAAGCAGAGAUUGCCCCUUCUAUACAAGUGGAUUUGGGUCCACAUGAUGACAAGGUACCACUCAAAGAAGCAGAAAUAGCCCCAGACAUGGGUAUGGUAUCAGUCUCAGAAAUAGAGGAAGCACUGGCUAAGGACACUCCAUCAGCCACAGAAAAACCCUCAGCUGAGGAAAUGACUUUGCCCUUAGAGACAGAGGUGGCCCUGGAAAGAGAUAUAACACUGUCUCCUGAUACCUCGCUUGUCUUAACCAAGGAGGGAUCAGAAGUGUCUCUGGUCAAGGGCAUGACUCCAUCCCCAGAAACAGAAAUGGCUCUGCCCCCAGAAGCCAAAGCUGGCCAAGUUGAGGACAUACAUACAUUCUCUGGACCAGAAAUGGACCUGAACAAGGAUAUCACUACACCCCCAGAAGAAACAGAGAUGACCCUGAGAGAUGAUUUGACCCCACCCCCAGAAAAAAAGGAAGCUUCCACCAAGGACCUGCCUCUGCUUCCAGAAACAGAGGGAGCUCUGGUCAGGGAUGUGCUUCUGUCCCCUGGAACAGAGGUGACCCUUGCCAACACUGUGACUCCAGCCAAGAAUGUCGCCCCACCCCCAGAAACAGAGGUGACACCGGUUGUGAUUAAAGACAUGGAUAUUGCACAGACCCAAGGAGAAGUAAGUGAGGAUUCCCAGAUCGAAUCUCCUCAGCACGAGAGACAGUCACUGGCAACUUCUUGUGUGAUUUCACCAGAACCAGGCCAACAAUAUAAUUUGCCAACAGAUGAAAACUCUCCAUCAGAGAAAUUAGAGCAAAAGGAACCACUCAGCAGUCAGCCUUCUGAACUUCCUUCAGAGACCUCAGGUACCCCUCUCAUGCCAGGCAAGUCAGCUUGCAGACCCAAUGACCGCAGGUCAACCCGGUCCAAGCCUGCCAGGGUCCCUUCUGAGCUGCUGGGAGGCUCUCAUCCAUGGAAGAUUCCAGACCCCAGGCUGGGCCCCUGCCCUUUUUCUGAGUUGGGUUGGGUCUCUGGUUCCUAUAGCGAGCCCGGGAACCAAAGGAAAAGUACUCCUGCUGCCUUGCUUGGAUCCCAGAGAGAGCCUGACAGGGAGGCCUGGGAUGGAGAAGGCUUGCCAAUGACUGUGAAGAAAAAGAAAAAGAAACCAAAGCAAAAGAGAUAUCCUCAACCCCGGGGUGGAGGCCGUUGGGAAGAGGACACUGCCGAGGAGCCCAGAUGGCAUCCCUUUGCAGCUGGCCAUCAUCAAUCAGGUACUGUCUCCAGCCAGCCUCCCACUGUGGGCUCUGAAUAUGGACUUGGACCCAAACCCACUCUGCAAAGCGAACAUACAGGCGACUCCACAGCAGGCAAACUGGUGGGCAAACACUUUCUCUCAGAGAGUCUCAAACCUGCUUUAUGUCCAGAAGGAGCUCCAAAACCCGCAGUCAGUUUGAGAGUAGAAGAAGAGGGCAAAGGGAACAAGAAGUCAGUCCCCGAGCAACAAGAUAAGCAAUUAUUGAAGCAAAGUGAACACAAACUACAACAUGCAUCCCACCCCAAAACCCCUGUGGAGACAGAUCACAUAGUAGACCCUUCUAGUCUGAAAGGACCCCUGGAAGAAGAUAGGACACACGGAGUGGAAACACCCUUGAAGAUUAGACCCAAAGAAGGUUGCUCUCCCAUCUUGGCCCAAGAGGUCAAGGAUAGAGUUUCAAAGCCCACAGCAGUGAAAGAACUACCUAAUGCAAUACCCAUUCCGACAGCAAGUAAUCCACUAGACCAUAGUGUAGCAGAAGGGAAGGAUGAAAGUAAAAUGACUCAAGUGCAGAAUGUCAAACAGAAAGAGUCUCCUGAAGGCACUAAGUUGGUUAAAGAAGUUACAAAGGAAGCAUUUCCCAAGCAAAGAGAAGAAAUCAAUGUAUUCGCCCCUGAGCUGAAAGAUCAAGUGUUAAUGCAGGCGUCUGGUCUAGGGGAUGAGCCGUUUAAGAGAAUGAUGGGUGAGGGCAAAGGCAGGAAGGGAAAGGGGAGCUCUGGGAAAGUGAGAGUGAGCUCUGGGAAGGUAAGAGAAAAAUCUCAGGUGCCAUUUCUUCUGGGCAAUGAGAAGGAUGGAAGUGCUAUUCUCGUGCCAAGUGAGCCAGUCCCUGGCAUUGAAACCGUGACUACUGAAGAUAAGAGGGAGGAGCCAGCAAGCACCAUCGCUGGUUUCGCUGAGACAGGGGUGAGUGGGGUGGCAAAGGGGGCAGGUAAUCCUGAGCUGGGAAGCACCCUGCAGGAAUUGAUCGCUCUGGGCAAUGGUUCAGGUUUGACUCAGACUUGUGAUGCCAGGACAGAAAGUGGAGCCACAGUUAGAAAUGUGGAUGUCAGCAAUCAGAGCAAGGAAGGAAUGGGUCCUUGGAGAGACCAUGAGUCAACUCCUUGGAUUUCUGAGAAGCCUAAAAAGAGGAGCCAUGAAGGCAAAAACAAAAAAGCUAAAAGUAGUUAUCCCAUACAGCCUGCCAGAAUGGAGGGCAAGGAGGAGAUCCUCAGCCUCCCUUUUGUAGGCAAGGAUGAUGGAGUUGGAAGUAGCGUUGCCCAUAAAAACAAGGAAUUAGGACUGAUUUCUCCAGAAAGGCAUGAUCCUUUGUUCUCACAUAUACCAGAUACACCCCCUGUAGAAGUUGACAAAAAAUGCAAAAACCUGGAGGCUAAUUCUGUUGACCUUGGGGCACUGAAGGGAAAGAAAACUGACAUUGUCAAGGAUUCUUCAGUUACUGAAGCAGCAGUCCAGGGGACAGAUGGGAGCUGUCAAGACCACACUCAGCCAGCAGCAUUUGUUCCCUCCGUAGUAUUGAAGGAGAACAAAAUAGAGGCAGCCCAGGGACACACCGCCAUGGCUGAGGAAACCAAUAAGAGGAGUAAUGAUGGGACCUGUAAAAAGGUUAAAAAUAGUUUUCCCAAGAAGCACAUUCUGGAGCCUAAGACAGAUGCAAUAAAAAUACACGUUCCCAUGGAAACCACAGGGGACCACAGAAUUGAAGGAAUGGGCUAUGUCGAUGAAAAUAGAAAUAUCACAUUUACCUGUCUGGGAAUACCAUCAGGGCCUGUGAAUAAGUCAGUACCUCUAGAGGCUGUGGACUCUGCUGCAGCCUGUGAAAAACAGCCCAAGCCUAGUGCUCAGGUAGUAAAGGAGGAGGAUACUUUGCCAGACACUUCCAUACGAAGUAGGCAAGAAAGAGCCCCAGCCCAGAUUUCCCAAUUAUUAGAAAAGACCUGCAAGAAAGAUGGCGUCCCAGGACCAGAAAGAUCCGAGGCUCCCCUUGCUAUUAAGCCUUCUACUAGUACAGAAGGACUUUGUCAGCCUUUUCCCGCAGCCAGAGAAAGGGUUAACAGUCAGGGAGAUGACUGUCCUAAAAGUAAAGGUGAGCUUGCUGAUCUCAGGAAAAAUGAAACAGGGGUAGAGGAAGGGCGUGUGCCCGGGGAGUCCGAGUCAUUGCACUGUGCUGCCACUAAGCAUUCGACACAGCAAGUCGCAGAGCCAGCAGAAGGGCCCUUUCUUCCCAGAGUUCCUCCAGCAGCCCAGAGCGUGGAAAGAGAGGUCAGGGUGCAAGAGGCACCCCCAGUAAAUGCAGAGGAGAGCAAGAAAGGCCCCAUUCUAGCUCCAGAUCCUGAUCUAGUGGGAGACAAAGCACAACAGCUUAGCUUCUGUGAGGUCCAAAAGGCUAAAACGAAAGAUGUCAGCAGUCCACAAAGUUUAUUGAAUAACGAGGUAGCUAUGACUCUUUUCCCUCCAAAGAGUGAACAGGAUAAGUUGAAAGAACUUAGUGUGGCUUGUAAAGACAAAGACAAAGCCUUGGGAUGUGGGUCCAUGCCGACCCCAGAACUCCAGGCUGAAGUUCCUCCUUCAGGCCAGAUGGGUAAGGUCCUCGAGACUGCUUCCAAGGCUCUCCCACUCCCAGACCUCAAAGAGAACACUAUGGAAGUCCCCCCAAAAAUGACAGAACCAUCGGAACCCAAGAAGUUACUAGGUGAAGGGAAGAAAGAAGAUAAAACCAAAAUGGCAGAAGCAUUGAAAGGCUACAUGAGACCUACUAAAUCGCGAGGACUUACGCCAGUGGUGCCAAAGUCUGCAAACCUGGAGAGAGAGAGAUCCAAGCCCAUCAAGUCCAGUGGACUAGCCAGGCCAGAAGAAGGAAAAGCUGCUGCGAGUGUGACUGGAAAUGACAUCACUACUCCCCCAAACAAGGAGCUCCCCCCAAGUCCUGAGAAGAAAGCAAAGCCUUUGGCCACCACUCAACCUGCAAAGACUUCAACAUCGAAAGUCAAAACCCAGUCCACUUCUGUCCCUAAGCAGCCAUCUCGCACCACCGCUGGUGGGUUGAAUAAAAAACCCAUGAGCCUCGCUUCAGGCUCCGUACCAGCCGCCCCACCCAAACGCCCCACCACAGCCACUGCCAAGCCGUCCACCUUACCUACCAGAGAUGGGAAGCCAAAGCCUGUUGCAGAGGCAAAGAUUCCUGAGAAACGGCCGUUAUCAUCCAAGCCUGCCUCUGCUCCAGCCCUCAGAUCUGCACCCAAGAGUACCUCGACGGUCUCCAAAGCCGCAUCACCUGCCGCUCUUGUGUCAUCUGGGCCAAGCAGUAGAAGCCCCCCCACACCCCUGUCCAAGAGGCCCACCUCCAUCAAGACAGAGGGCAAACCUACAGAUGUUAAGAAGAUGACUGCAAAGUCUGUACCAGCUGACUUGAGUCGCUCAAGGAGUACCUCGACCAAUUCCGUGAAGAGAGCUGCCACGCCUGCGGGGACGAUGCCCCCAGCUCCCACUCAAGCCAAGCGCACCUCCGCCCCUCCCCGGCCCUCGGUGCCCGCUGCCGUGGAUAAGAAACCCAUCCCCGCCAAGGCCAGCUCCUCUGCCCCCAAGCUGAGCUCGCUGGCCACCAAUGCCUCCGCCCCCGCCCCGGAUCUGAAGAAUGUCCGAUCCAAAAUUGGCUCCACAGAAAACAUCAAGCACCAGCCCGGAGGAGGCCGGGCCAAGGUAGAGAAAAAGUCAGAGGCAGCUGCCCCAGCUGGACACACAGUCACUAAAACAGCCAGCCCCAUUGCAAGCACACAGAAGCCACCUGCUGGCAAAGUCCAGAUAGUCUCCAAAAAAGUGAGCUACAGCCAUAUUCAAUCCAAGUGUGGUUCCAAGGACAAUAUUAAGCAUGUCCCGGGAGGGGGUAAUGUGCAGAUUCAGAACAAGAAAGUGGACAUCUCCAAGGUCUCCUCCAAGUGUGGGUCCAAGGCCAACAUCAGGCAUAAGCCUGGUGGAGGAGAUGUGAAGAUUGAGAGUCAGAAGUUGAACUUCAAAGAGAAGGCCCAGGCCAAAGUGGGAUCCCUGGAUAAUGUCGGCCACCUACCCGCAGGCGGCGCCGUGAAGACUGAGGGCGGUGGCAGCGAGGCCCCUCUGUGCCCGGGCCCUCCCGCUGGGGAGGCGCCUGCCAUCCCGGAGGCCGUGCUGGAAGCGGGCACCCCUACUUCCGCCAGUGGCCUCAGUGGCCCCACCACCCUGUCAGGGGGUGGUGACCAAAGGGAGGCCCAGACCUUGGACAGCCAGAUCCAGGAGACAAGCUUCUAACGCUGACAUUCUGGUCUCGUCUCGUCCUCCCUCUCGUCUCCCCCAUUUCCCUUUCCCUUCCCUCCUCCUCCCGUGUCACUGCAGAUUGAGACCUACAGGCUGACGUUCCGGGCAAACGCCAGGGCGCGCACCGACCACGGGGCUGACAUUGUCUCCCGGGCCCUCGGCGCCUUUCCCCGGGCUGUGCACUAGGCCCGUGAGCCCGCCCGCUAGGCCCCGCCCCCUGCCGCCCCGCUAGGCCGCGCUGGCCACGCCCCGACACGCCCCCUUCCCAAUCGCCUCCGCCCGGCUUGCUCUGGGCCCGCGGUGGCUCCGCCCCUAGCUCCGCCCCGCCAGGGCCCCAGCUCCCCGCUUAGCUCCCGCUUAGCUCCCCCUAGCUCCUCGCCCGUCACUUGCACUGUCGUAGCUCCGGUGGAGAAGGCAACGGAGAGGGGCUGGGACCACGCGGGUUCCAGGAGGGAGAACCGGGUUCCAAUCUCCUUCGUUUGGUUUUCUGGACCAAACCCCCAAAGAAACGGACAUGAUGUCCUCUCCUUGUCCCUGGGUGAGCCUAGAGGUAGACUCCACCCCCCGCCCCCCACCGCGCCGGCCACCAGGCCCUCUUGCUGCCCUGCCCCAGGUUAGUUAGGGGGACCAGUGUUGCCUGUCCCGCUGCUUGCCAUACCUACCUAGCUGCUGGCACUCCCCCCCCCUUGUUUUAUUCUAUAUAUAUAUAUAUAUAUUUCCCCUAAUAACCUAUAAACUGGUGACGUAGUUUGCAGGCUGAAGCCAUGUCUAAGUGAGAGUCCUCAGUAGGUGAGAAGGGAGACGGGGAGGGAAGAGCCUGAGUCUCCGUGGCGGAGGCUGGCCUGUGUUGGGGGGCUGCCUGGGCUUGGCUCGGGGCAGCCUCUUGGAGCCCUGGAGGCACUGUGGGGCGGGAAACGGGGUGUGGGCUGCGGCCUCGUCAGCGGGCACAGUGGAGCUGGUCAGCGUGGACUGCUGGAGUGGGCACUGGGUGUGGAUGCUGCUUUUUCUAACCAAGAGGCUGGUUUGGGCAUCGUGUCUGUGUCGUUCCUGGGGAUCGGAAGGUCAGCCUUGGGGAUGAAGCCCGGGCCAGGGGAGGCCACCACCAUUCCUGUCCCCAAGUUGCAGGCGCAGGCACCCAACCCUAGUCUGGUGGGGUGCCUGCCUCAGAGGUCCAGAACGCGCGUGGACACUGAGUCAGGUCUGGACAUGGAAACUAAGUUAACACAAGGCCGAGGCUGACGUGGGCAUGGGAGAGUUGGAGGGCGGCCACUCCUAGGGUGGCCGCAGCGAGGGAAGGUCCCGGGGUCGCAUCAACACAUGAUUUUUAUUGCACUUGUAUUUUUUUUUGUAUUAAAGUUUGCAUGGUUUCUAAUAAAGCAUUAAAACCCGA
This is a messenger RNA of Perognathus longimembris pacificus (Pacific pocket mouse), 8202 nucleotides long. It is a transcript of the gene Map4, whose product is annotated as microtubule associated protein 4. Gene Ontology annotation, molecular function: microtubule binding. Lineage: Eukaryota; Metazoa; Chordata; Mammalia; Rodentia; Heteromyidae. Gene Ontology annotation, cellular component: neuron projection. The coding region runs from base 303 to 6806 and encodes 2167 amino acids. The record is from RefSeq and is a predicted model, not a curated record. Gene Ontology annotation, biological process: neuron projection development; microtubule cytoskeleton organization. The transcript is spliced from 19 exons.